Xyrichtys novacula (pearly razorfish) is the source of this 16739-nucleotide messenger RNA. The record is from the annotation of a GenBank genome assembly. NCBI's taxonomy places the organism in Eukaryota, Metazoa, Chordata, Actinopteri, Labriformes, Labridae.
AUUUUCUUUUUUCAGUACCCUUUUCUGGGUUUGCAGCUGGAUUAGCUGGAUGAACGCGCAGCUGCGCAGUAACUUGUCUAAUUUCGGAGUAGCUUUUCUAAUUUUUUUUCCUUUUAUUUUUUUCUUUCGAAUGAUUGGCUUGUCAAUAUAUCCCAUUUUCGUGUAACUUUUACCACUUAGUAAUUUGUGUCAGUAUUUUUCAAAAUUUAGAGGUCCCCCGUGGGUUUGAACUGGAGAUAAGUUGAAUGGACAUACUUUGAAUCAUAUUUUGGAGGGGGUUGUAGCUUUAAUUUUACUGACUGGACAUAGAGAUCAGUGUGUGGACCGGCGCUGUGAGCUCAGCAUCUGACUGUGGGAUCUUUUUGGACAGUCGAGCCUCCGGUGCCAACGCCUUUCCCCCCUCUCUCUACUUCUCCUCCUCGGCUGGGAAAGUUCAGCUCACACCGCCCCGAGGGCUGUUUGACGGCGUUACUCUGAUACCCAUGAACUGCUGAAGCCACCGUCUCCACACUGAAGAAGUAGUUUGAGAGUGAAAAUGGGCUGCACGAUCAGCGCCGAGGACAAGGCUGCGGUGGAGAGGAGUAAAAUGAUUGAUAGAAACCUGCGAGAGGACAGAGAGAAAUCCUCCAGAGAAGUCAAACUCCUCCUGUUAGGUAUGUUGCUCACUUUUCCUAACCCAUGAAAUCAACCAAGGUGUCAUCAAUCUUUAUAGUUCAAAUUUUGACUUUUUACUGCAAUUUUAGCUUACUCUAAACACUCCUCCUCCUCCUCUGGCUGCUUUAAAGCAGCUGUGGCUCAUCAUGUCCUCACUGACAGAACCCAUAGAAGUAAACCAGAUGUUGUUGGUGUGGGAGCAAAGCUUUACUCCUCUGCUUCCUCACAAGUUUUAUAUCUUAUCAAGAAUUAAGGAGUAGGUCCAUUCUCAGAGGGGACUUCUUGUCAAUGUUGGCACUUGUUUUAAAGCUCUCUUAACUCCUGCAGGCCUGUUUUACAUCUGUGAUUUAGCCUGCUGAGAAAUGUUGAGCUGUACUUCCCCAAUGAAGAGAAUCAGAACCCAAAGAAAUGAGAAGUAAAAGCUUUGAUUUGUGUUGUAGUUGGUUGGUAUAAAUCUAUUUCUCUUAUGCUAGAGUUGCAUAUCCCUGAUAUUUUCAAACCUAUAAUUCAGAGCAGUCUUUAAUACUAGUGCUUCAAAACUUAAAAAAAGAACAUAUAAGUGUGAUGGAAGAGAAGUUUCAAAGGUCUCUGGUGGACUCUAGGUCCCGUGCCAUGGCCUCUCCCACAUUGCCAGGAUGUAAUUGACCAUCUGCUGUAGCUGAGCCUGUUGGUUUGUAUCACUGGCACACCCUCAGUGGUCCUGACAUUGUGGCUGCAGAUUCACAGAUGUGAAGGAUUAAAUGCCCAUAAACCAGCAGUAACAUUUUUUUUCAUGCUCUCUGCCCUGUAGCAGGAACGCUGUCAGUAAAUGUUCCUUCCUAGUUUUUAAAACCUAAAUUUUCACCAUAAUUGAGAAUAGGUCUAUUGCCAGUGUUUGUAGUUUGUGACCUGUCAUAAUCAGGUUAUGAUCUAGCCCUAACUAUAAGUGACCCUGAGGUUGUGUCCUCUGAUUGAUGCAGAGGUUGGUCUAAAUCUAAUCUGUUUCAGUGUAAUUUUUAUUAAAAUAUAGAGAAGUAAAACAUGUGACAUAUUCAAAUGGGUAAUUUCUGUUUCCCUCUUUGAUUUUCUUCAGAAAAACUCCAAAUUCUGUAUACUUCUGUGCCAAAAGCAACUAUUUUUAUGCACUUAAUACUUGGAAAUCCUGCCAAAACAGACUUAUUAAGCCUUAAAACUAAUCAAUGAUAGUGUUUUAGUACAUUUUGUUUUGUGGAGAUGUUUUGUUUCCAAAUGAUCUUUCCUCUGAAGUUGUAUACUGUAUAUUUUCACCCGGGCGUAUUCAUAAACACAUAAUAUCCUGCCUGGUCAUAAAACUAUUAUUCUCCUUUGAUCUGCUGGGAAAGUGCUUGGACACAAUUUCUUAUUUACCCAGCAGAUUCAGGGAAAUAUAUCAGCCUGUAUGUGGAGUGUUGUUACUGCCAAAUUGAUGAAUGCAAUUUAAAUUCAAAGGCCAAAAGUAAGUGUAAAAAGGACAAAACAAUCAACUCUGUUAGGCCUCCAAACUCUUUGAAUAAUAAGAAGUACAAACUUCACAAUCUGCUUGUACUGAUUCAGUGUCAUAGUCACCCCUGACUUUUGGUUGAGAUGUUAAUUUGUCCCAUUUCAUGGUAAUAUGACUAUGAGAGAAAAAACAGACACGUUGCUUUACUUUUAGUUCUGCUAAAACUAACUGUAGCCUCUCAGUAAGCUGUAUUCACAAGGUUGCAACACAAUAUGAGUGAGACUUUCCUUCAGUGAGAUUCCUGGCAACAGAAGUUCAGAAAUAUCACACUGAGGGUUGUAACACCUGCAACAGAACAUCAUCAGGGGCAUCUCACCUGUAGAUCCGACAUCAUCCUCAACAAUCUGUCUAAUUCACUCACUGUUGGUCUUCAUUUGCAUAAUGUGUUUAUCACAACAACUUCAAGAUACCCUGUGAUGAGACAGAAGGUCGUCUUAUGUUAUCAACACAACAUCUGAUUAAUUUGAAAGUGGUGAAGUGAGUGUGUUCAUUCUGCCUGUAAAAUGAUCUUAUCUGGUUAGACACGGGGGUGAGAAUCUGCCAGAAUACAUGAGAGUGCCAUCUACUUUAUCAAAUGGAAAUUCUGAGUACAUAAGGAGCUUUUUAAUGUGUCAUACAGUCAUCUAUAUAUAAUCAUCCCACAUAUAUUUAUGAAGUAGGACUUCCUGAAGACAUUUGAACCUAAUGCACUGAUGGUUUAUGAUGCAGCUGUGUCUCAAGUUGCAAAUUGCUUCAUCCUUGUUGAUCAUACAUAAUAAUAUAAAAGAGUAACUUCAGUGAAGUGUAUCUGAUUAUACCUUAUGUUAAGUUUCAAUGAUAGUCAGUCAUUUUUGGUUAGCUUGAUUGGUGGGGUUUGAUCACUGGUGAACAAAUCUGUUAUGAUGUCAGGACCUUGAGUUUGCAUAGUUUCAGUGCUCUGUUGGAAACUUGGUUUUGAGUUUAAGGGUCCAUGUUUGAUGUACCACCAUUGCAAUAUUGAGAGCAGAUGUAUAAUCACAGGUUCUAAAGAUGGGGUGUGGAUUUUUGCAUCUGAAUUGUUUUGGUUUCUAUUGGUUGUAAGAUUGCGGUAAAAGUGACAUCGACCAAUCAUGUUUCAGAAAGUUUUAGUGUGUUGAGACAAACAGCCAGUAUCGAGAGCAAAAGCAGGUAGAAAGCAACCUGCUGAAACAACAUCAUCACAUCUCCUAUCGCCAAUAAUCUGAUGAUUUAUUUCAAGUGGAUUUUAAAUCCAAAAAUUCCUUAUGUAUGAUACAUCUGCUUGAAACCGUUGCAAAAGUCAGUCAGAAUUGAGAUUUCCUGACUUUCUGGAAUUCAUAAGAGGUGAUUUGUUUGUGAGGCCUCUUUGUAAGUCAUUUAGAGAGACUGGGACUCACCAAAAACAGAUGAACGGAUCUCUGCUGAAGGAUGGAAUAAGCCAAAAAACGACAGCAUUUAUUUUGGAGACAUUUGUGAUGGGCUAAUAUUUAUUUUUAACCUAAACACAUGAUGUCGUCUUCUUCUUCAUUUGCUGACUUAAAUGUAAACAUGCGACACACAGGAAAGAAAGACUUGGCUCAAAGUCAUUUGUCAAAAUGAAGGUUACACUGGAAUGCUCAAAAGGUUAGCUUUUGGUGCCAGAGGCUCAUAAUGUUGUCGAAUGAUAGCUAAUGAGCACAGAGAUUCCUGCGCUGCUGGUGUUGUCCUCACAACAUGAGGCAGUUUCAUCAUCAGCAGGCUUUUCUUACUUAUAGCUGGGACUACAGCACGUUUCCUUUGAAUCUAUGGUAGACGACCAGGAUAAGAUCUGUGCUGAUAAGACCGACACAGAGAGACACUUCUGAAGAGUUUUCACUGUUUGGGGAGAGAUUACAACCCGCUGUCAUUGUUUUGUUGUGUGGCUAAAGAGCUAUUUAGGGGAGCUGUGCCUUGAGUGUAGUGACAGAAGUAAAACCUGAAAUAGAUUUCAUAUGAUGUCACAUAGAUGCCGUUUUUGCAAGGUUAUCAACAAAUCCCAGCCAGCAGCUGACUGAUCUAUGAGGCUUACUUUCAGUCUGAUGAUACAUUUGGUGGUGAAAUGUUAGAUUGCAGGCUGAAAUCACAUUGUAUGUUAACAUUGGUAUAAGUUAUGAAGAAAGGAGUGUUGAAAGGGGAGCAGUUUUUCCAGGCAGUGCCCUCCUCUUUCGUCUACGCUGGAAUGAGAGAGUUAUGGAGGAAAAACAAAAGAGCUCAGAAGCUGUUUAACCACAAAGCUGGGAAGCCAACACACCCAUCCAAUGAAAAUGUUCCCCCGUUUGACCACGAACAGCGAUUCAUAAAAUAUCUACAUCUGAGAUUCUUGUUAAAUGAGGCUCGGUUUGGAGUCCAGACUCCUGCAUGUCUCUGUGAAAUUGGUUUGUGAGCUGGCAAAAAGCCGAGCUUGACAAUCUGCCAAAAAAUGCCAUGAAUGAGAUAAUUGGUGACUGACAGGACUGAAGAAAGGGAACAACACAAUUUGUUCUCUCCUGCCUGUCUGGUGAGCCGGUGUAAAUCUAUUUCACUGCUGACAGCUUAACCAAAGAAUCCAUGGAUUUCACAAAUGUUGGCCAGACAUUUGAACACAUCACACCAGGGCAAAAUUCUAAUGCCUUACCAAAAACAUAUACCAGAACAUCCUGUACGCCAAAACCUUUCAGUAAUAAUAAUAACAGAAACUCAUUAAAUACCCUUGAUUUAAAAGACCUGGAUUUGUUCCAGAGAUUUGUUCUCUGCUGCUUCAGGUGUUCAAAGUGACAUGAAAACAAAUUAUUAUCUUUAAGAAGGAACUUCUAAACUCAGUUUAUGGUUUCUGGGGAUUAAUAUCUCAUUGGUUGGAUGAGUUUGCCAUCAGAUGUUUCAUGUUCACACAGGUUUUCAUACUUCCUUUAUUACACUGCUGGGGUAAAAAUAUUUCAGAGUGAGUUGAUGGAUGAUGCAGUGGAGAAGAAGCACUGACUUGUCACAGCAGGGACCUAGGUUCAAAAAUACAGCAUAUAUAAGAAGAAGAAGGAGCCACUGUAAAGUGAUGGCUAUGAAGUUUUUGAGCCCUGAAGAUGAAUGACUGUGACCGCUGUUUACCCUAACCUACCAUACUCUUAAUUAUGCAAAUGUUUGGUGCUUAAUUUUGUGAAAAAGGCACGCUAUCUAAAUAGUCACCAGUGCACAGUUACCAUUAAAGGGAAAACUGCCCUCAAAGACAAAAAGUUUUAGUACCUGAUUGUUGUUCUUAUUUUGUUUAUUCUGGAAAGUUGGUCAUUUCAUCGCCCAGGUUUUGGGAACCCUUUCAUGGUCAGCCUUAAAUGAUUAAAUGAUGACAAUGAUGUGAACUUUAAGCCAUAAAAACGCAAAGAUCAGAGGUAGGUCACUUUAUGUUCUAUGUAUUAAGGAUAAAAGUGAAACCAGAAGCUGGUUACUUCAUCUCAAAAAGCAGAAGCUUUAAGAAAACAAUGCCUUCAGCGAAUCGGCAGCAGUUUGGCCUCACCGAGCUAUCAGCCAAACAUUUUUGUUGUGAGUUCCAGUAAAUGUAAAAGCAAGGUAAACUGUGCUUGACGUAAUCUUUGACAAACACAGUGACUCAUUUGUUUACAAAUCAAGGUCACAUGCAAGGCUAUGUUAAGCUAAACAUUGGCAUUAAAUCACUAUAAAUCACUAUAAAUCCACAAUUUAAUUAGUUCAUUUCCUUUAAUGUCUGAAUGUACCUUUAAUAUUUAACUUCCACGGAGAAAGGGAGAUUGUGUUUUGCAUAAUUCCACCUUAAUAAACACGCAUGAACAACAAAUAUAUUCCAUUUUUUGGAGGGGUUUGAUUUCUGUCAUCCUUAAGGAGCUAAAAAGACUCAUUGAUGAGUCACUCAACUGUCUGUUAGUCAUCAGUCAUUAUGCCGAUUGUUCAAGUUGUUUUUGUGACAGAAAUGACUAACACUCGCCGGUUGCAGCUUCUUGCUUGGAAAGAUGUUCUUCUUUUCUGUGGGUAUGAGGCUUUUUUUUUUUUUUUGCUAUUUGAUAUUUUUAACAGACCAAGGGACCAAUAAAAACAUAUGCUGAUAAAACCUUGAUUGAAUUACUUGUCAGCCACAACCCAACAUAUCAAAUAAAAACAAACAAACCAAAGAAAUCACCAGGACUUCUACUACAGAUUAGAUUUGCUUGAUUGUCCCCAGAGGAGAGUUGGGCAAUAGUGCAAAGUUCCCACAGAUCAGUGGAACUUGAUGUGACAUAGAAAAGCACAGUUUGUCAAACAGCAAACAAAGUACAAAUAAAACAAAACCCUCCAAAAAACUUGAUUAAUGCUGCAGGAAUAUGAAAAAUCAUAUGUUUAAAAAGACUAGAGGCGAUAAAAGCUGUUAAAUAAAAUACAUAAAACAAGUGAAAAAUUUGAGCCUUAAACUGGUUCAUCAGGGUGUCAGAUUUAGCUGGUGUUUAUUGUAAAGUUGAAAGCCUCAUGAAGUUAUUUUUACACUUACAUGCUAUGCAGCAUUUAGCAGAAGAUAACGGUUUGUUGCAACAGUGCGGGAUCACAGCUACGUCACAGAUGUGGGGAUUUCUGAAAGCCAUUUACAUCCUCAUAGAGACGCCUCUAUUCGUUCAAGUCCAUCAUCAUAGACGACUUUAAAUCCAGGACAAGUUAAAGGUCCUUUCUCUUUAUUCUCAGUAAAGUCAUUGUCAUUUGUCCUCUCUUUUGGGGUUGACCAGCACUGCAGUGUGUAAUCCUGAGGACACGGUUAACUUCGGGAAGGGAGGUCUUGGAAACAGAAGAAGAGUGUACUCCCUCAUACUGAUCAGCAGAGUUUUGGACUGGGGAGAGUUCAGUGUUUAUUUUGGGGCUGUAGAUUGCUGACAGACUCUUUAAAUAAUCGGUGGGGUUUUUAUGGCCCCUCUGCUCUCUGACGCUCACAGCAGCAUGAUAUCUGGGAUUGUCUCUCCAGUGGAAAAACACUGGCUCAGCCAGAAGCGUGACAACUGUUUCCUGUUUGGAUGAUAGUUGUAGAAAUAUUGUAGAGGUUCCUCAUGUGAAAUCAUUUCCCCUCUCAACAUAAUUACAGUGGCCUUUAUUGUAUUAACGACUUUGAUAUCAACCGUACCAUCAUCUGCCACAGAUAAAUAACGCUCUGCUUCCCUGUUGAAGCUAACAGCCCAGCACACUUCUGAUUCCUUUAAUCCUCUCUGUGCUGCAGCACCUCUGUGGUUUACUGUACACAUUGUAGUGUCAGUAGAUCGUAUCUGAUUCCUGACAGUGACGUCUGUUGAUGUUAAUGACAAACAGCACGUCUAAAGGAGGAAUGAAUGUACUGUGACACUGAAAUGUUAUGUAUAUGAGUAAAUCAUGAUGAUAAACUCCCUUAGGCCCAAAUGUUCACCACCGAUUGCUCUCACAAGGCUGCUCUUCCUCUAGUGUUGUGAAGGAACCCAUACUGUGCAUGAUGGCUGAUGGGAUCAGAUGAAGUUUAGCUGUUGUGAAAAGCAGUCUUGAUCUGUCCCCCAUGUAAGAGGGGUCUCAUGUCUUGUGUUUGUGUUGUCAUGGCUGCCGUCAUUCCCCCUGUAGCUGCCUAACUACUGUCCCUGUUUUCCAGGUGCUGGGGAGUCUGGGAAAAGCACGAUAGUGAAGCAGAUGAAGUAAGUCCCACAGCCUGGAUGACACUGGACAUGACUCUAAAUCAAACUGCUACAUCCCAUACAAGGUUUCAAUGCUAUUUUUGUGUUUAGUUGACAAAAGACAGUUGCACUCCCUCCCUCCCUGUUUUAGCUGCAGCCUUGUUGUCAGAGGUUAAUGGUGUGCAGAGAGCUGUGAUUGCAAACAGGGUUCAUCCCUCAUUGGGAGCAAAGCAGGAGCCUGGUUUCACUGGGCUCAGGCAGAGGAGGAAGCACCCUUUUGCAUAACGUGUCAAACAAAGGAGGCCAAUGGUAGCCUGGCAGGACCUGAAUAGAUUCCCCCGGUUCCCACAUUAGACAUGCUGCAUGCACACUGAAGCUCAAAUUCCAGCACUAAUGACAAUGUGCCAUGAAAUUAUUCUCCAAACCGUAAUUUGUCUCACAUUUUUACAGCCAGUGUUCACAUUUUCCAAUCUCUAUCAAAACUCUAAUAGUGUCAUUGGUGUUGUUUCUGUCUCAGGAUUAUUCAUGAAGAUGGAUACUCGGAAGAAGAGUGUAAGCAGUACAAAGUGGUCGUGUACAGCAACACUAUCCAGUCCAUCAUGGCCAUCAUCAGGGCAAUGGGACGCUUAAAGAUAGACUUUGGAGACGCAGCACGGGGCGUAAGUUUCCUACGUGAAAUCUUUUUUUAAGAUGUGAUUUUAAAGGGUCGAAUGUUCUCCUGAAAACUACAGUCUCUGUUUUCAGGAUGAUGCCCGACAACUGUUCGCCCUGGCCAGCUCAGCAGAGGAAGGUGUGAUGUCACCAGAGCUGACUAGCGUGAUUCGGAGGCUGUGGAACGAUCCCGGGGUUCAGACCUGUUUCGAUCGAUCUCGAGAGUAUCAGCUCAACGACUCUGCCGCAUAGUAAGGACUCACUUCUUCAAAAACAGAUCCCCGCAUCAAGUAACACCUCGUGCUAUCAAAAAGUCUGUUGAAAAUCCCUGUCUUGAGCUCAGAGAUUAAAAGACAAAAUCUUCCAUAGAUUAAUAUAGCGUCAGGUGUCACGCCAUUAUUUAAGUUCAAAACUAUCUCUUGUUACAGCCCUACUCCAGCGUAGUCCACUCUGUGUAUGAAUCAGUGCCUUUUUUGGUAAGGCCUCUUAUGAAAUACUGUGUUUUCCCAUGAAAAAGAAACAGCUCUGAUGACUAAGGGUGAUGUUUGACAUUGCAUCACUUAUUUUUAAGGUCCUCUUUUAAGUAGGCCAGAUGCAUUUGUGUAGUCUUGGUUCCCCAUUACAGAGAAGUGGUUCAGUGUUGGCUAAGAAGCUUUCUCCUUAACAUGUGUUGUAACAACGAGAGAGACAAGAUGCGUCUUGUUCCUUACAGUCUUGUGUCAGCUUGUUGCACAGAUUGAUAGCAUUCCUGAGAAGGAGAAACUGACAGCUGGAAAUGGUCUCUGUCAGCGCGUGCCUGCUUAGAUGUUCCUUUCCCAACAAAAAGUUUUUAUUUUUAUUUUAAACUUUUAAGUGAAGUUCAGUGACACAAGAGACACUAACAGUUUAAGCUGAAUACUCUACAGUUUUACUAAUGAGACAUGUCCCAAGGUGUUCUGUCUCUGCAGCGUUUCUGUCACACACUCCCUCUGAGAGAAAGUAGCUCAGUGUGAAGGACACAUCUUUUGUUUUGAAAACAGCCGAGCCGUCAUAACUCUCAGCACCGUGUGUCCACUCUACCAGACAAGAGGAACCAGUGGAGUUGGUCUGUUUUAACUCAACCCACAAGAAGCCUGUGUUUAUAAUGCACCAAAAUAUGAGCCCAUAUUUAGUAUCAGUCUGUGGAGUCCUGGGAUGUCCUUCUGUAGGGCAAGUUUCACCAGACACAAAGUUCUAAUGAAAUUGUUUUUUCAAUUUUUUUUUUUUUCAUGAAGUGUCAGUCUGGAAAUUCCCAACCUUAUCUUAUCAUGAGCUGGUAACAACAGGAAACUACAGGAGUUUGAUAACACAUCUUAAGUCCUAUUUAUAGAAAUAUAUCAACAUGUUUUUUUUUGUUUUGUUUUGUUUUUUAAAUCAAUGCCAAUUUUAUGUAGGAAAAAUCUUAAUUGACAAAAAAGGCUAUCAGCAGAGAGUACUUCUGAGCCACAAUAAUUAAAAACAAUGCCCAGCAUAAGUCAGUACCCCCCCCUAUUAAAAUGAAUGUAUUACUUGAUGUCUAGAUGAGCAAAAGUACAAUUUCCAAAGUUUUGACAAAGCUGAGUUUAACAUAACAUUUUAUUUACCAUACGAUGAAAAUAAGGAUGAUAUAGAAACUAAAAUUUAGCAUUGCUCCCAGAACAUUGAUUGGGGUGAACUCAUUUAUGCAUCCUGCAUUUUUAAUUGAAAAAAAAAAUGUUUGUUGUCUAGUCUGACAUGGAAAAACUAACGGUUUUCUGACAACUCUGAAAGGGGUGUACUCAUUUAUGCUGAGCACUGUAUAUAUUAAUAGAAAUUUCUCUGUUAAAUGGCUCCAAUUUAGCACCAAGGUGACGGUUUCUUAUGAGAGGCUUGUGUGAAUUCAUUCAGAGGAUAGGAUUCUGGAAAAAGCAGGAAACUGGAAGAGAGAGUUUGGACUGAUAUGCAGGACACGGGCCACAGCUGGACUCAAACCGAGGCAGCCCACUUAAGGACCGCGGUCUUUGUACUUGAGGCAUAGGAAUUAUCUAAAAGAAUAAAUUCUAUUGACAGUAUCUGACAUAAUGAUUCAUUUUCAAGUGCUUCAUUGCUGACAUUAUAAACCAUAUAGGAGGGGUAUUGGCUUAUAGAUUAACAUGAUUUUUGAUUAACCCAUAACACUGUUUCUGAUUUUAUGUGUGUGGAACUGUUCACAUGUUGUCAAAUGUCUGCAAAAGUACAGACAGACUCCUGCUGUAAAACCUGGAAUAUGAGUUGCACUGGUUUACCGGAGGUGGACUGUUUCUGAGGGUAUCUCAGAGGAAACAGUUUUGAACUUAUUUAACCAUAUGAUGACCUUGAACAGAGUCCAGCAGCUGCAGGUUACUGUGUAACUACGCAGCUCUUUUAAGCACCAUCUGUUUUAGCUGUGACAGGUUUGCAGUCCUGCGGUCUGAGGUCGUUGAGCUCAGCCAGCAUCACUGUUGAUUCUUGUGAGGUUAGACCAUUGCUGAGACUCAUAUACCAACCACCUCCACUGGACACUUCAACUGACAAGUCUCUUUGACCAAACCACCUCACCACAUGGUUUAUUUCUUAAAAGUGUGCCAUCGAUUUGUUUUUUUAUUUUUUACCAUCAUGACCUAAUUUGAGGAAAAGCAGUUAAAACGUGUCCUAGUGAGACUGACCCUCCUCAUCUAGAAGUCACAUGCUUCCUUCUGUACUGUCUUCAGAGCAGCUCUGAAAAUAGUCUCAGUUAAUGGUGUGCUCUUUUAACUGAAGCAUAGGCACAUUUGGACUCCAUAUCAUUGUCUGAAUGGUAUAUCACUUAGAUCGUACUUCAUUUAAGCAUGUCCUUUGUCUCUUAGCUACCUGAAUGACCUGGAGAGGAUCUGCGAGCCAAACUACGUUCCCACUCAGCAGGAUGUGCUGCGAACACGAGUGAAGACUACCGGCAUCGUGGAGACUCACUUCACCUUCAAAGAUCUCUACUUCAAGUCAGUAUUAACUUGAAUUAAUCUUCUCAUCAUCAUGGUUUCCAACAUGUGGGUUUGAGCCUCCAAGUUGCUACAGCAUCAAUAGUGUCUUAUGUUUGGAUUUUUGUCAUUCUCUCAUUGAUUGAUUUUCGAAUGGUAAUCAUGCUAGCAGAAACACAGCAUUCAAAAUGACUUGAAGUUAACAAGUCAUGAUGAUGCUCAGAUAAGUAUGCUCAUCCGCUUAUACCCAAGCCCAUAUUUUAUUACUUUCUUGUUUGAGUAGAUCAUUUUAUGUCAUAAUGAUCCCUUAUUAGGUUGAAUAAUUUUCUGGUUCUUCUCAGCUGAUGCACCUGCAAAUGGCUCAGCUUGUUAUGGGCUCCGUUAAUGCCUCAUUUUAAACCUCUUUCAUAACUCACAAGUGUCAUCGACCCGAUAUGACCCGCUUCAGUUGGAGUAAAUGUGAUUAGAUGGCUUCGGUGCUUUUUCAUGACUUGGUGUAGCUCUUAGAAACCUCUACUCUUGUGUCAGUUCUUUUCUGGUUCACUUGAAAAUCUGUGUGGAUUCAUAUAAAGUGUUAACCUUUAUAUGGAGACACGUGUGGCAGUAACAAACCUUGUCAGUACUUUUACAUGUCUAUUUGUGUUUGCCUCUGUAGGAUGUUUGAUGUCGGGGGUCAGCGCUCAGAGAGGAAGAAGUGGAUCCAUUGUUUUGAGGGAGUCACAAGUAUCAUUUUCUGCGUGGCUCUCAGCGACUAUGACCUUGUCUUGGCUGAGGACGAAGAGAUGGUAGGUGGUAGAAACACUGUGAUUAAGGAUCACUAAAUCCUAACAUAAAAGCUAAAACACAUCCUAUGUUUUGAGAGCAGCCUUUUUUCACAGCACACAAUUAGAUUUACCCCGAAGAGGAAAAGCACAGGUGUUACUAAUACGAUUAUAAGGAUGGCUUCUAUUCAAGUGUCCCAGUAAGCCAUGACAGGGAGCCAGCUUUUCUUCUGAAGCUCGUUCAUGCUGGCCAGAAACAAAGCAGAACCCUUUUCAUUUAGACAGACACCACAAACGCUGAAAAUUAGGUUAAAUAAGUCUUUAUUUUUAUUGCUCAUGAUUUGCAUGUUAGUUAAUUUAUGUGCCUUCAUUUUAAAGAGCGCUAUGCCAUCUCUAGCUUGAUUAUUAACACUUCUAUUGUCUUGCCAUGACGUGUCAAAAUGCCAUAUGAGUUAAUUGCCUGAAGUGUGAUUAUUCUUAUCUGCUUUAAUCUUCAGAACCGGAUGCACGAGAGCAUGAAGCUUUUUGACUCCAUCUGCAACAACAAGUGGUUCACUCUCACCUCCAUCAUCCUCUUCCUAAACAAGAAAGACCUGUUUAAAGAGAAGAUCAGUAGGAGCCCGCUCACUAUCUGCUACCCCGAAUACUCUGGUGAGACAAAUAAAUGUGGUUAAAAUGAGUCUUUUCCACUCAACAGUUUUCAAAAGGGGACAUCUUUUUACAUCUGUGUGCUGUGUUGGAGCAUACACUUCCUAGAUGUGUAGGCAUAUGUUUUCAUUAUAUUCAUCCUUCAUUCUUUAUUCAUCCCACAGUGGAGUAAUUUACACACAUUUGACUUACAAAUAUAACAGACUGAGUUCCUGUUGUGAAGCCAGUUUAUUUACACCUAAUAAUUUUAACAGAUUCCCCGCUCUCACGCAAGGAACAUUCAAAAGCUCCUCUGUUGGAGUUUCGCAUUUUUUGCAGCGUUCCUCCUAAACAACAUUUUUGUACUACACAAAAUAGAAAACAUGUAUUAAAAAAUACUUUUAUUAUUAUUAUUUUUUUUUACUCUAGAUUGUCUAAAAGAUAUCGCUGAAAAUUUGUUAUUCUGUUAUUUGCUUUUUUCGCUGCUGUAGGUGGGAAUGGAUACGAUGAGACUUCAACUUACAUCCAGUGCCAGUUUGAGGACUUGAACAAGCGAAAGGACACAAAGGAGAUCUACACCCACUUCACUUGUGCCACAGACACAGAAAAUGUGCAGUUUGUGUUCGAUGCCGUCACCGAUGUCAUCAUCAAGAUCAACCUGAGGGAGAUAGGACUCUUCUAAAGAUUCAGGCCCUGCAGGUCAGCAGACUGACGGGACUUUGACUGCUGCUCAUGUAGAUGACAAAGCAAACAGUUGAAAUGUACAGAUGAUUUUUGCACAACCAGAGAGAGAGUUUUUUUAUGUCAUGUUAGCAGAGUUGGCUUGAUAACAAGGGGGGAGGAUUAUGAGGUAACUAUGCAGCUUCACUCAGAGGAUCAGUCCCAGCUGCUUUGGUCGACUCAGCUGAGAAACAUUUUUUCAUAUAACGUGUAAUGAAUCUGUCAAAACAGAAAAACACAUCAUGUUUGAUAAGUGAUAAUUAACUCUUUUAGUUAAGAAACACUUUUUGUGAAGUUUAGAGCGAAGUAAAUGCGAAAACAGUGAUCGGACCUUGAGUGAGGACUUCAUUGAAAUGACUGCAGCGUCAAUCCACAAAUAAAAACCGAGUACUGAGUACAUUGCUGACAUUUGGUAUUUUAGCCAAGUACACAAUCCUACAACAAAUCCAGCCUACCCUAUGCUUAAGAGCCUCUAAAUCUUGAAAACAGAAGUAGUCCUUCCCACACACCCUCACAGUGUGGUUGUCAUUUCUGGUAUGACUCAUUAACCAGCUUUCCAAAUUAGAUGUCCAAGCCAACAGUUGCGUGCAAACAAAUAAAGUAAAAAUGAAAAAUAUUAGCUCAAAGAAAAACCAACGGCCAAAGUGUCAGCUGUGACCACAGAACAAAAGUUAACCAUAAAAAAUACUGUUACGCUUUACACAGUCGAAAUAAAGUGAAUCAGCCAGAAGAGAAGUGUCCUACCAUUGAAACGCCAACAUAUGAUAAGUUUUGCUAUCAAGUUACCAAGAGCAACCAAUGAAUGCCUGAUAAUAAUGCUAGCAUACUUAUAUGCUUAUGCUAGCAUGCUAACAUGUUCAUGUUACAGCCACUCAUGUCAGCCUGAAACCAUAUCAGAAUUAGAAUCAGAAUCAGAAGGGGUUUUAUUGCCAUUGUCAAUGAACAGACUAGGAAUUUUUUACGGCAUGAUGGUGCAACAUUAAACGGAGAAUAUUAUAUAAAAUACUAGAAUAGAAAAUAAUAAGAGCAUGCAGGACAUAUAUAAAGUAUAAAAGGCUAUGUACAACUACACAAUACAGAACAACAGUGCAGUGCAAUUAAAAAACCAAGGUACAUUUAACUAAAGUGACCAGUGAUAAAGUGAUAUACAUACAUCCAUGCUAAUAUUAGCUCAGACUGAUGAGUUAAAACCGCCUCCACAUAUAUAUGCACUGUAUGUCAUAAUUACCUCUGAGCUUUUGAAUAGAGUUAAACUGACAUAUUAAGGGGGUUCAUAGUUAUAAUACUAAAAGUCAUCUCCUUUAACUUGGUUAAUGGGUUAAUGGUGUUUUCCUUUUCUUUGCAGGUGUCAGGAGGAAAAUAAGGACUUUUGGACUGGUAUGUGGAGUCUGCAGAAAGCACAUUGUAAAGUAGGUCUAACUAAAGACUGAGCUGGUGGUCAUGCUGAAUGCUGGACCUUAAUUCCACUAUUUUGGGACUUGAUGCUGUGAUCACUUUUGUCUUAACUGAUUCUUAAUGCAGAGAUCACUGAGAGCAAGUGAGGAGUGAGGGAAGCUUGUGAAGCGAUCAUUGUGAGCGGUGUGGAGUCCUGUCAUAUUUGAGACCUUUGCAUCAGUCGGGGGCUGGCAGGUAAAGCCCCUGUGAUGUGUGGGACACAUUUAGAGUUUGUCUGUCAUAUGUCCGAGGACCAAAAGAGCCUUUUUUUUUUUUUUAAUGAAAUCCAUGACUGCAUUUCACAGUGUCACGAGUCAUAUGUAAAUGGUGUUCACUCUUUUGUGUGUUACAACCCUUUUAGUUUUUAUCCCACCAUUUGAAUCUCUGCAAUUGUUAUAUAUUAUUUUAAUUUUUUGUUGCAGCUAUUUAGUAUUUCUACUUUAGGAUGUUUGAGUGAGAAAUUUUUGUGUGAGCAGUUUUGACGUAAAUAAGAUAACCUUUUUGGGUCUAGGAUCAGUUGAGAGGCUAAUAAACACAGUAGCAACACUGCCAAUUUAAUCAUUAAGUAGUCAAACAUGUUUUUAUAUAAAUGAGACACAUUAGUGCAAAUCAAACUGUUGAGGUUAAUCCUUUUUUUCCACAGGAGUGUGAAAAUGACAAAUAUUAUACACACAGAUGAGUCCAUGUAGAAAACUCCUAUUGAGGUUAAAAUGAAGCCUCUGGUUAUCAGUGAAGACAUUCAAACAUAUUAAAUAUAAAAAGUUCAAAGUUCGCUUGAUUUGUUUUUUCCUCACACACUGAAGUCCAGAUAGACACUUCACUGAAAAGGUCUGUUUAUUGUCUAUUAGACCUAAUUCAUUAAUACACUUGUGGUUAGAUAUUUAAGAAUUUCAUCCUCUAUAAGACGUUUUUAAGACUUGUUGCCAACUAUGCAGGAAAUACGUUCAAUAUUUUUAUUUUUUAAGCAUUAAGAAUAACUUCAAACAAUCUUGUCUGUUUCUUUUGGUAGAGUCAUAUUUCAAAAAGUACUUUGUGGCUCAAACGCCUGAGUGGUUCAUGCUCGAAAGAUAACGCUGCAUCUUCUGACAGCAAUAAUCCUGAUGGACAGAUGGAUAAACUAAUGAACCACACUGGGAACAGACUUGAUGUUACAAAGCUGUGUUCUAACAAGAUGACAUGUCCUGAGCUGAUCUUUGCUCUACUUUAUGUAGCAAAGAUGAGUAAAAAAAACACAAAGCAGAAAAACCAAGAACAUAACUACAGGAGCUUCUCUGCAGACUGAAACCUUUCCUCCUAUCUCCUCUUGUUCGCUGCACUCGGAGUUGUCCUUGCUGGCUGUCACAUCUCAAAGAAUCUGUCCCUGCACAAUCGUGCAAUAAAUCUUGUCCUGCAGAUUACCCGGCUAAUUUGUUUUUGCUCCCCCAAUUGGUUUAUUGUAAAUGAACUUCCAUACGCUCCGAUUUCCCUUCUGACUAGAGAUGGGAGCUUACAUAACAUCAUCAUUGUGAGAGGAGAGUGACAGCCUGAGGCUCUUCAUCAGUGUUGACAGCCCCUAAUUUGAUAUACAUUAUUCAACGAUUUACUGUGUGGCUCUACAGUUCUAUGGAAAAAAAAGAAACAGAGAUAAAAGUGAAGUUAAUGCAUCUUUAUUUCAUGCCUCUACAUUUCAUAAGAAAGGACAAAGUCGGUAGAUUUUCAUUCCCUUUUCAUAAUAAAGCAACAUCCCUCUAGUUUGACCCUCUCUCUCGUAUAUUUCAAUAUAGUUUUAUUCUCAAAAUAUAUUGAAUUAUCUACUCUUAUGUACAAAGUUUCUCUACCAUGUUUGACCUUCUGAAAUAAAUUCAUCACAUUAAAAUGUUUA